Aspergillus nomiae NRRL 13137 is the source of this 540-nucleotide messenger RNA. RefSeq names its product RBM8 family RNA-binding protein. Gene Ontology annotation, molecular function: mRNA binding. Gene Ontology annotation, biological process: RNA splicing. Gene Ontology annotation, cellular component: nucleus; cytoplasm; exon-exon junction complex. The transcript is spliced from 2 exons. Bases 58 to 540 code for a protein of 160 amino acids. NCBI's taxonomy places the organism in Eukaryota, Fungi, Ascomycota, Eurotiomycetes, Eurotiales, Aspergillaceae. The record is from RefSeq and is a predicted model, not a curated record.
CGUGGCAGCCUUUUUGAUCUACAAACCUCUACCAAUUAUUACCCCUCUUACGCCACCAUGUCCGGAGAAAUGGAGGUAGAUCCGCCAGUUUCGCAUGAGCAGGAGGAAGCCCCGGCGCAAUCUGGCGGCGGCUUCGAGCCACGAACCCAGGCCGGGGCUGUUGCAGUGCGCAGUAUCGAAGGAUGGAUUGUGAUCGCCACCAACAUCCACGAAGAAGCAUCAGAGGAAGACGUGACCGAUCUGUUUGCGGAGUAUGGAGAGAUUAAAAACUUCAACUUGAACCUUGAUCGCCGGACGGGUUAUGUGAAGGGAUACGCCUUGAUCGAAUAUUCCACUCUGCCCGAAGCUACAGAAGCCAUCAAGAACUUGAACGGAACCAAGUUGCUCGACCAGACAAUUCAAGUUGACUAUGCAUUCGUCCGGCCGCCUCCCUCGAACAAAGGCAAGGCUGGUGGGCAAAGAGGUGGUGGUCGUGGUGGACGAGGCCGCAGCAGGAGUCGCGAGAGGAGUCGCAGCCCCGGCGCUGAUGAGAGGGAGUAA